This is a messenger RNA of Vespula pensylvanica (western yellowjacket), 1680 nucleotides long. Its product is annotated as cathepsin O-like. Gene Ontology annotation, cellular component: lysosome. The transcript has 7 exons. Lineage: Eukaryota; Metazoa; Arthropoda; Insecta; Hymenoptera; Vespidae. Gene Ontology annotation, molecular function: cysteine-type endopeptidase activity. The record is from RefSeq and is a predicted model, not a curated record. The coding region runs from base 372 to 1487 and encodes 371 amino acids.
UAAGAAUGUUCAAAAAUACGUGAAACAUUGUAUCAUCGUUAAUAAUUUAUUAUUAAAGCGUGCAUUUUGUAAAAAUAUGUUUCUUUUUGGAAUAUCAUCGCCGGUACUUUACGGUUCAAUCAAAUAUAUCUCUCGUUUGAUUUAAGAGGUUAUAUCGAAACAACGUCAAUCGAAUUUCAUGUCAGUGUCAAAGUGAUAUUUUCGAUUUUUAUCGAUAUACGUAGUAUACUAAGUCAUUGUUCUUUAAUUAUUUAUCAAUAAAUAUAAUGAGUAGUUCUACGGUCUUGAAAGUAUUAUCGACAUAAAAACAUAUACUUUGUAUUGAGUCGUGUGAUUAAAAUUCGUUUCGUUCAGUCGGUCUCAAGUUUCUGAUGACGGGAUUGAGUAUUAUGUGUUGUGUUUCCGACAUGGAAUGGAGAACAGUUGCAGUGACGAUAUUGGUAGUGACACUUUGUUUUUUUGCCAUACCUAUUCGCGUUGGCCCUGACAAUAAUAGUGAAGAUAUUAAGUUGUUCGAGAAUUAUGUCGCGCGGUAUAACAAGUCGUAUAAAAACAAUCCAAUCGAGUACAGUGACAGAUUCGAGCGAUUUCAGAGAUCUUUACGACAUAUCGAGAAAAUGAAUGAUUUACGAUCGUCGCAGAAAAGUGCUUUAUACGGACUUACGAAAUUUUCUGACAUGUCGGAAGAUGAAUUUCUACAGAAAACCCUUUAUUCUGAUCUAUCGGAAAGAGGAAAAAAGCACGUGAGCGCGAGUUAUCAUCGGGAACAUCGUAAGAGAAAAGAAAGGAAUCACUUAGAAAAAAGAGCUGCAGGAAUACCAUUGAAAGUAGAUUGGCGAGAGAAAGGUAUAAUUUCUCCUGUAAAGAAUCAAGGAUCCUGUGGUGCUUGUUGGGCCUUCAGUACUGUCGAGGUAGCUGAAUCGAUGUAUGCCAUAAAAAAUGGCAGUCUAUAUUUGCUAAGUGUACAAGAGAUGAUUGAUUGUGCAAGGAAUACUAAUCUCGGAUGCGAAGGUGGAGAUAUUUGUAGUUUGCUCGCGUGGUUGAAAUUAACGAAAUCGCCGAUAUUACCGGAAUCUAAUUAUCCGCUCACGCGAAUGACUGACAUGUGCAAACUAAAAGGAGCUAUCGCGAAAACGAAAGCAGGUAUCAAGGUGAUGGAUUUUACCUGCGACAGCUUUAUAGAUUCAGAAGAGGAGCUUCUGAUAACGUUGGCCACACACGGUCCUGUGGCUGCCGCGGUGAAUGCAUUAUCUUGGCAGAAUUAUUUAGGUGGUAUAAUACAGUAUCAUUGCGACGGUGCUUUUACCAGUUUGAAUCAUGCUGUACAAAUAGUAGGUUAUGAUAAAUCCGAUACUAUACCGUAUUAUAUUAUCAAAAAUUCAUGGGGACCAACGUUUGGUGAUAGAGGUUACAUAUACAUCGCUAUUGGCAGCAAUCUCUGCGGUAUCGCUAAUCAAGUUUCAACGCUGGAUAUCAUUUAUAAAUAAAGGAACGUAUAAUGAUGACGUUAGUUCAUGAUAACCAUACUUACAUGUAUGGUAUUUAUCGUUAACAAUUAGUUUUUAAUGUGCCUGACUAAUUUGUGAUUGAUUAUAAAGAAUAAAUUGAAAUAUAUUUAUCAUACGAAUAUAUUUGAUCAGUAUUUCUGAUCAGUCUUGGUAGAGGUCGCAGAGUUCAUAC